ACAACUGUGAGACCAUUGCUAUAGGUCAUUGUUAUCGCUAAUACUGUAUUUGGAUAAGACUAGUGUCCCCGUGAGGUCAAGCCAACGAACAAAUUAUUUCCGUUCGAUGUUGUGUUAUAACUCCUGACGAAAUAAUCAUAAUUAAACAUGGCGGAGUUAACCCAGGACGAACUCCCUCCCCUGACGGAUACAUCUCCCGCCUCCAGCACAAACGUCCUCACCCCCGGGCCAGUGACGGAGGAGACGUCUGUAGGGGCGGGACGGGGUGUGCGGACACCUGACAUUCCAGAGUCUUCAGUGGAUGGGUUUACAGCCAAUCUGACGGAAAAGGUGAAUAAGCUAGUAAGGCGGAUAAAACAUAGAAAUAAACCAAAACCAAAGAAAAAGCCAGAGGUACCACUUGUGGAGGAAUGUCCAAAUGAUGAUGGCGAUGAUGACCUGUCGAGGCUGCUCUACGAUGAUAGCACCGGAAGUGAAAGUGACAUUGACAUUCAAGCGAAUGUUGCUCACCCUGAAUCCCCGGAUGUUUUAGAUUGGAGAAGUCCAUUAAGCCUACCCGAUGAUAGCUUAUGAUUUUAACCACUUCCGGCGUGGGGUUGCCGUACUCAUUGUAAAUACAGAGUUCUGCAAUGUUAAAGAUAAUCGUCCUCGUGCCGAAAAAGAUAUAGAUUACCUUACAGCAUUAUUCGAAGUUCUUGAUUUUCAAAUCAAAGUGCUGAAAAACAAGACUACCCGAGAUCUUAUGGACUCCUUGAUAGAUAUCCGGUCACAACUUGAGAAGGACAGCGACUGUUUCGCAUGCUUGAUAAGUACUCACGGCGGAGAAUUUCCAGUCCAGGGCUCCAAAAAUCUUCAUCAACACGUGCUUCACACAUUCGACGGCUCCAUACCUACCGACGACAUCAUUAGCACAUUCAACGACAACGGAUGCGCUGCCAUGAGAGGGAAACCGAAACUUUUCUUUAUACAAGCGUGUCGGGGACGAAUGGAUGUUGACGACACCGAACUGGUGGAUCCAGGGGUCGAUGUCGACAUCAUAACAUAUAAUUCUCAGCCUCCCCUGGCUGGUCUGAGGGAAGAGAGUCGUCAUGUGUCACAGCAUCAGGGACAGAACGGUACUCACGACUGCGCGAACACACACGGGGAUGGUUUGGAAAAGGAAGAAGGGCAUCACGGAAAUCAGUUAACAACGCAGGAGAUGGUUGGACAGGAAGUAGACCUUCAAAUCACAGGAAAGGAUCAUGGAGUGACGGACGGAGAUGAUUCUAAAACUACCACGAAAGCUGACGCGAAGGGCAGGAGUGAUGACAACCCCGCCAGGAUGUAUGGACCAGGGUAUAUACCUUUUAUAGACGGCGAGGAGGACCAAACGUACGCAAACGAGGAGGAACAAAGGCGACACCGAGAGGCGUGGUGUCGAUACCAGGAGAAGGUACAGAAGGACCAGGAACAGAAAAGAAGGGAGAGAUUCUUAGAACUUCAACUGAAGCGGGAGAUGGAGGAUGCCGACUUUUGCUCCAUCCCAUGCUACAGCCAUUGUCUUGUUAUGUUCUCUUCGGCUCCUGAGCGGUUGGCUUGGGGCGAUGAUCACACUGGAGGAUGGCUGCCAUAUUGUAUGUAUAAUGUGGUGCACUGGUUCCACAGGUACGACUUCCGGACAGACCUCCUACAGGUGUUGACAGAAGUCAACAACGAAAUGGCAAUAUAUCUGCAAACUAACAUGCCUAGCAAGCCGGAAUGGCAUCAAUCGAAGUCAGCAGCGUGUAUUUACCACAUGCUCACCAAAGAUAUCUACUUCCGGUUAAAAUGGAGCAAGAAAGCGGCUUUAGUUACGGCAGUAUGAAUUUUAUUAUUGGUGUUCAAAACGAGUAAUGCAGGGAUACAAACUACCGUCUUGGAACGCUUUCGUGGUGCAGUGUCGUGGUACUGAAUUCUGCCGGGAUACAAAGUACUGUCGAGGUACAGUCGUGGUACAGUUGAUGUACACACACCACACCUGGGGUCGAACCACUGAGGACUUACAGAUCGUACAUCAACGAAGUCACCCGAAAGAAAAAAUCACGAUAACGCAAAGCUACAACGAAGGCGGCAAUUACAAUAUAGAUGUAUCUCCCUUGAUAAUUUAGUGCACGCGUCUCGUGUACAAUAGGAAUUGGGAUGCAGACACAUCAGCCAAGUUUAAACUCGUGGUAACCUUGAAUCGUGAGUAAAGUACAACUGGCUUUAAACGAAGUAAACAAGGAAUUGGUCAGUAUACUCGUAACAUCCCCAGAUGUUCACUACAUGGACAACAACAAGUACUGUGUGAAAUUACACGACACUAGUAGCCAUAUUUGUACAAAUGUAUUCUCAUGGAUGGAACUAAUUUGAUGACGUCAUCGUUGGAUAUGACGCGGCAUAGCAACACUACGUAGAUGAUUGAUACUCGCACUUCCUUUUUAGAGUGAGAUAUUGUCUCCAGUUUUUUUUUCGCGGGGGUGGUGGCAGGAACUAUGUGAGUGCAAUUUUAUCGUCGAAAGUGUUUAGCUGUAGUCAAUUUCUUGUUUACAUCAGAAAGUAAUCAAGCAAGCUCAGUCGAUCAGUCCAUUCAAUAAGUAGAGUAAUUAUUGUUAACUCUGAAAUGGUCGAAAAUUUCAUUUUCUCAACCUGACUUACUUCCCGUGGUCGAUAAUCUCAUUUUCUCAUCCUAAUUUAUUUCCCGUGGUCGAUAAUCUCAUUUUCUCAAAUUUUGCUAUAUAUUCAUCCUAUACACUUCAUACACACCAUAAUUAUGUAUGAGCUACUCAUCCGACAUUUUAACAACUUUCGCUAAUUAAUUUUUUGCCUUUUUGUUAAAUCAACGUUUUACGAUUAAAACGUUUCUGUUUAGGUAAUAACUAUUUUGUAAUGAAUAUUAAUGGAGUUUUUGUUCUUGUUUCAAUUGUGGCAAUUGACGGUUUCAAAGUAAGUUUUUUUUUUUUACCGGUGACCGAGAUAGAUCUCUCCUUAAUUACCCCCUAAACAGUUUGUAUAUGUAUUAUAAUAACAACGACUGGUCUCAUGGAAUACGGCAGCUUUAUAAUGCCUAGGGUAACCUUGUUUAAUACUUGUACUAAUAUGUAGCUGGCUAUAUAAUACAGGGUAACGAGUACGUGAGAACUAAUAAACUUUAUUAUGUAAUGUGUGUGAGUAGACGUUAAAGUUAAGUACGGAUGAUUUUUCUUGUUACAGAUGUAUUCCCAUUUAUUUUAUUAUUCUUUUUUAUUUUGUUGUACGUUUAGACAUUUUUUAUUAAUAAUAUUUUACAAAAGUGAUUUAAUUUAUUUUUAAUACCAAUGCAGAUGUUUUGAAGAUAUCAGUCGGUAUAAAUGUAAAUGCUGGUCCGCCGGUGUUUGUCUCGAUGUUAAUCAGUCGAUGAUGAUGUUAAUUUUAACCAUUUAUUAAAAGAAUGUUUUUUUUCCGUUGGUGUUCAAUUCAGUUUUACUUGUUGAUAUUUGUCUCAGCGGUAAUCUGUUGUUUGUCUCAAUGCUAAUCUGUCGGUGUUUGUCUCAAUGUUAAUCUGUCGGUGUUUGGUCUCAAUGUUAAUCACUCUGUGAUGAUAACAAUGUCAGUUUAUUUCACCUUUUACGUAGUAAUAUGUUGACAAUGGAGAUUUAUUUUCUUGAUGUAAUUGCAACUGAUGCAGCACUUUAAAAUUCUUACAUUAAAACAAUGAAACAAA
Molecule: messenger RNA, 3700 nt
Organism: Pecten maximus
Lineage: Eukaryota; Metazoa; Mollusca; Bivalvia; Pectinida; Pectinidae
Exons: 6
Coding region: 560-1843 (427 amino acids)
Biological process (GO): apoptotic process; proteolysis
Cellular component (GO): cytoplasm
Source: RefSeq, a predicted model, not a curated record